AAUUUCAAAAUUUGAAUGAGUUUGGAGUGAAGUACAAUAUGAAGUUGUUGUGUGUGUUUUGUUUAUUUUUUGUCUGUUUGGAUUUUGGACUUGUGAAUGGAUUAAAAGUUUCGCAGAAGGGUGUUUGCGUGUCGAAAUAUACAGUGACCAAAACGAGACCAAAGACAAUACUCGUGCCGACCGGGAAAUGGUGCGGCACCAAAAAAUGCACCGUCAAACAGACGCGCAAGCAGAAAUACACCGUAAUAACCAACCAGUUGAUGUGCUGCAAAGGCUACGUCUACACCAGCGGUACCGACUCCUGCGCACCCGUCUGCAGUACAGGCUGCGCUAACGGCACCUGCGUAGAUCCCGAGACUUGCCACUGCGCGCCACCGAGCUACCUCGACCCUAACACAAGAAACAAAUGCCUGCUACCCAAAUGCGACCAUGUGUGUGUGAAUGGAUUCUGUUCAGUGAAUAACACGUGUGUGUGUAAUGAAAAUUAUACUUCAUUCAACGCAACACAUUGCGCGGUAAACUGUGAAGAUGGAUUCGAGAUUGACAAUUCUUUGAACUGCGUUCGGAAGUGUGAACCGCCUUUGUACAGGCAUAAAGACAAAUGCCUAACGUCUAUAUGCGAUCAUAGUUGUGCGAACGGAUUUUGCUCAGUAAAUAACACUUGUGUGUGUAAAGAUGGUUAUACAGCUAUUAACGUAACACAUUGUGUGGAAUCUGUCACUGUGUGUGAACAUGGAUAUAAACUUAUUAAAAAUAAAUGUGAACCAGUGUGUGAACCUCCCUGUGUCAACGGACAGUGUGCGGCGCCGAAUGUGUGUGAGUGUGAGAAGACUUUUGUGAAGAAGAACGCACAGAUGUGUCAAGAGAAAAAAUAUGGGUGCGGAGAGUGCAGAGCCGAUGGGACAUGCUUGAUUCCGGGAACGCGGCCAGGAGACGAGGACCAUCUAAUGUGCUGCCCUCAGUACAUUUGGGACGAUGAGGCAGACGUAUGCGUACCAGACUGCGAACACGGAUGCGUAAAUGGGAUAUGUAUAAAACCAAACCAAUGCGUGUGCGCACCGCCUAUGAUCCUCCACAACAGCUCCACCCCCAACACUUGCAAACUCCCCGUCUGUGACCAGUCUUGUACCAACGGAAACUGCACAGCCGACAACCAAUGUACCUGUUAUAAAGGACACAAACCAAUAGAUUUACAUACCUGUGUCCCUCACUGUACCAACUGCUCCAACGGUGAUUGCGUCAGUCCAAAUGUCUGCAAAUGUCAUAAAGGGUACACUAAAAUUGAUGGUCAAUGUAAGCCUCAGUGCAAAAGUGAUUGCCGAAAUGGUUAUUGCUCAGAACCUGAUAAAUGCACUUGUUAUCAUGGAUAUGAACCAAAAGGUGAUAAAUGCGAGCCUGUCUGUGAAAAAUCUUGCCAAAAUGGCGAAUGUAUAGCACCGAACACUUGUGAAUGUAAACUUGGAUACGAACCAAAUAAUGGGCAUAAAGAAAUAUGCAUACCUAAAUGCAGUAGUGGUUGUUCCAAUGGAUACUGCUUAGAACCCGAAAAAUGCGCCUGUAAUCAUGGAUAUGAAUUAAAAGAUAAUGUAUGUCAGCCUGUAUGUAAGAAAUCUUGCCAAAAUGGCAACUGCAUAGCACCGAAUAAAUGUGAAUGUAAAGAAGGAUUUGAACCUAAGAAUGGACAUAAUGAAAUAUGUAUACCUAAAUGUAACAGUGGUUGCAGUAAUGGAUACUGCACAGAACCUAACAAGUGUACAUGUAAAGAAGGAUAUGAACCUAAAAAUGGGAAUACAGAAACAUGCAUACCUAAAUGCAGUAGCGAUUGUAAACAUGGAUAUUGUUCUGAACCUGGUAAAUGCAGUUGUAAUGAUGGAUAUGCAUUAAAAGAUGGUAACUGUCAGCCUGUUUGUAAAAAACCUUGUAAAAAUGGCUUCUGUGUCGGACCAAACACCUGUGAAUGUAAUAAGGGAUAUGAACCUAAAAAUGGACAUAAAGAAACUUGCAUACCCAAAUGCAGUAACGACUGUACAAACGGGUAUUGCUCAGAACCUAAUAAAUGCACUUGUAAGGAAGGAUACAAAUUGAAUGGCAACAAAUGUGAGCCAGUUUGUAAAGAACCGUGUCAUAAUGGUAAUUGUGUAGCACCAAAUACAUGCAAAUGUUUGAAAGGCUUUGAGAAAUCUAAAGAGAUAUGCUUGCCUAAAUGCGAUUUGUGUAACAACGGCGUCUGCAUAGCUCCAAACGAAUGUGAAUGCAGCAAAGGUUACACGCACACAGAUAAAGGUUGCGUCCCGAUAUGCGAGAAAUCUUGCGUUAACGGGUAUUGCUCCGGUCCAAAUGAAUGCAGCUGCAAUUCAGGAUUCACUCAAGAUGCAUUAGAUUCUUUCGUCUGUAACAAUAAUUGCGGUCCUGACAUGGAUUUAAUCAACGGAACCUGUGUUUCGUCUCUUCCAUCAAGCCCGGAAAUGUCAUCUAGAAAUACGACCACUACGGGGAUAGCGAGUAUUCAGCUGGGGUGGAUGGUAGGAGGGGCUGUGCUGCUUCUACUGGUCGUGCUAGUACUGGUGGUUAUAAGCCGCCUCUAUGCCAGGAAAUCACCGCAAAAGACACCGGACGACGGUACGACUCAAUCUCAUUUAGGUCCCUACGGCAGCGUAGCGUACACCGUCCCAAACACUUUAUUCCGAAAAGACAUCGUCGAAGAAGAAGAAGAAACGAACGAAACUUUAUUAGAAGGGACCAGUGCUGUUUAGAUGUGCAAUAUUUGUGAAAUCAUAUAGUUAAAGACGGUCAACCGUCAAUAUUCGUCGUCAAUAUUAUCAAUGAAAACAAUAAAACAAUCACAGAUUGAGACCAAACAAGAAAAAUCUCACACCGCGUCAUUCUAAGAGCUAAGGUGUCCAACACGCACGCAGCAUUAUCACGCUGAAUCGCGACAACCUCUUUUGCCAGGUUAUGUAGCCGAAUGGCACAAACGCUCACGAAACGAAACGCUCGUAGAUAUCUAUCUCUAUCGCUCUUGCAUAUUGGCGUGACAGAGCCAGACUACCUUUCGCGGCGUGUCAGAAAUGCCAUUCGGUGACGGCACCAGGUGCCUCAACCCGGAGCGAGAAGGGAUAGUUUUUAAUUUAAGAUGUUCAUAGAUGUUUAUGUAGUUCAAUGUAAAAAAAGUCAGAUAGGUAAUCGGAAAGUUCAUUAUGAUUUUGGUACCCGUGUAAUUCAACUCUAACUUAGAGAUUUUUUGUUAGCGUGUCAUUAGUUCCAUAUUGUAAUCAAUUGUAAAGCAAGCCAAAGAAUAUCAAUUUAAAAAAAAAACAGUAUUGAAUAUCGACGUUACUACUUAAUUGGCCUAUGAAAAAAAACUAUAAGGGGCUUUACAGACGUGCAGACUGCAACUGGUACAAGGCCUCGGCAAUUUUUGAUUUUUGGUGCGUUUUGUUACAAUUUUUUUUCCUUUUUUUAUUUUUUUUCUUUCAUUUUAUCUUUGUUAUUGUUUUAAGCGGUGUUAUUAAAAGGGGAACGAAAAUUGAAUUAUUUUUGCGCUACGACGUACCGUUUAGGAGAUACAGCCAUUCAAGGUUUUUAUUUU
Leguminivora glycinivorella is the source of this 3589-nucleotide messenger RNA. Its product is annotated as fibrillin-1-like. Lineage: Eukaryota; Metazoa; Arthropoda; Insecta; Lepidoptera; Tortricidae. The transcript is spliced from 8 exons. The coding region runs from base 39 to 2753 and encodes 904 amino acids. The record is from RefSeq and is a predicted model, not a curated record.